Messenger RNA from Hypanus sabinus (Atlantic stingray), 4198 nucleotides. RefSeq lists its product as uncharacterized. Bases 58 to 750 code for a protein of 230 amino acids. Lineage: Eukaryota; Metazoa; Chordata; Chondrichthyes; Myliobatiformes; Dasyatidae. The transcript has 7 exons. The record is from RefSeq and is a predicted model, not a curated record.
CUCGACACCUCUCCACUUCUGCGAUUAAACCAACUGGUAACUGGACACCCACUGGCUAUGUAUUUUCGCUCUGCUUUUGUGUUUACAUUCAUACCGAGUCUCUUGUUAAUAGGUAUGACCUCAGCAAACUUCGAAGUUCAGCAAACGCCUCCCCUCGUGGAAUUGCAUGAAGGGCAGACGGUGACCAUUAACUGCACUGCGGAUUUUCUCGGGCCUAAAACCAGCACUUGGCUGAAAGAUGACAUGGAGAUUUCACAAGACUUCGCGAUGUUCAGAGGAAGAGUGAUGCCAAGACCCGUGCCUGAUGGUCAGAAGUUAAGAACAUUUUUGGAAAUCACGAACCUCACACAAUGUGAUUCUGCCACCUACUAUUGUAAGGUGGUACCCAUGAACGGCCCAGGGAAGACGGGUGGCGGGACGAAGAUAAUCGUACUGCGUACACCUGAAAGCAAUGCCAUUAACGUUAUUUUCAUCGGAGUGUCGGCGGGAGUGAUAGCAGUGCUGGUCACUGCUUUAAUUGUUGUGUCUGUACUUCUCAGAUGGCGCACUAAAGCUUGUGUUGCUCUUCAGAGACAAUUCGUUCAUUAUGUCACCGAAAAAUCAACAGAAUAUAUGAAAAUGAACAAGAAAGCAAGGCAUGGGGUCAGAGAGGAUGGUUCUGCAAGCUCCAGUCAAGAGAGGAAGAAGAAGAAAAGGAAAACAAAAAAGUCCAACAACAUGGAUUGCUCACAACAAGGCAACAUCCAGUAACCCAGGGCAACCCUAUUCCAAGAUUAAAAGUACAGGCCUUUAGCAAAUGCUUCACAAACAGACAAUAGUUAUGCACCUCUUUUGUCCUAUGGUCUCUCCCUAUAACCUUAAAUUUUAAAAUUAUAUAUAUAUCUUUAGUAUUUUCAUGUGUCACGCUGAGAAAAUAUGCUUUAUUCCAGCAGUAAGUACGACAUACAACUCUGCUUAUUUGAAAGAUGGGCUUGCACUGGAGAAGGUGCAGGGGAGAUAUACAAGGAUAUUGCCAGGUCUAAACAAUUGUAGCUAAAAAGUGAGAUUGGAUAUCUGGGGUUGACUAUAAGACUUAAGAACAGAAUCAGGACAUUUGUUCCAUUGGGUCGCUCCACCAUUCAAUCAUGGCUGAAUCAUAUUCCCAUUCAACCCCUUUCUCCUGCCUUCUCCCUAUAACCUUUGACACCCUUACCAAUCAAGGACACAAUAAGACCUUUGACACUUAUUAUGACAUAAAUCUCAUUUGACUCAUGCCAAUGCCCCCAUUCUCCCUCUUUACUUCUCUUCCUCUGGAACUUAACUUCAACUCACGUUCCCAUCAAUUGUAAUUAUUUUACCCCAAUCCUACAUAAGGGGUAAUUAGCAGUAGCCAGUUAUCCAACCCGUAAGUCUUUGGGAAAGCCACUUGGUCAGAGGCACAGCGUACAGACUUGACAUGAACAGCACCCAAGGUACGACUCGAGCAGGGGAUUGUGGAGAUGUGAGGCACAGCUCUAACCUCUGUACAAGAUUAUCUUUCUCCUCACCUCCUUCACAGAACUGCAAAGACCAUCCUUUCCCCACUGCAGAGAUCCCACAGGCAACUCGCGGUGAGAGUGAUUCUCCGGGCACAUAGGGAGAAUCCAGCUGGGAGGAGCCUUCUCAUUCUUCUAAACCCCAGUGAGUACAGCCCCAGAGCCAUCAAACACGUCUCAUAUGUUAACCCUUUCAUACUUGUGGUUAUUCUCGUGAACCUCCUCUGGACACCCUCCAAUGCCAGCACAUCUCUUGUUAGAUAAAUCUCAAAGUGUGGGCUAACCAAUGAGUCAGCAUUACAACCUUGAUUUUGUAUUCUAGGCCUCUCAAAAUGAAUGCUAACAUUUCAUUUGCGUUCCUUGACAUCAACUCAACCUACCUGGGUCUCCAAAUACCUUUGCACUGAAGUUUGAAUUUUCUCCUCAUUUAGAAAAAAAGUCCACACCCAAAUUCCUUCUGCCAAAGUACACAAACGUACAUAUCCCUACACUAUAUACCAUCUGCCACUUCAUUGUCCAUUCUCCCAAACUAAGUCCUUGUUGUAAAGACAUCAUCCUUCCUCAAAACUACCUUUCCUUCCACCUAUCUUCAUACCAUGUGCAAAGUUGGCCACAAAGCCAUUGAUUCAUUCAUCUAAAUCACUGACAUAUUGUGUAAGGAGAAUCUGUCCCAACACAGACCCCUGUGGCACACCAUUAGUCACCAGCAGCCGACCAGAACAGGCUCCCUUUAUUCCCACUCUUUUCCUCUUGCCAAUCAGCCAAUCUUCUAUGCAAGCUAGAGCCGAUCCUGCAAUACCAUGGACUCUUCACUGGUUAAGCAGCCUCACGUACAACACCUUGCAAAGGCCUUCUGAAAAUCCAAGUAAACAACAUCAACCAAUUCUCUUUUAUAUAUCCUGCCUGUUAUUUCCUCAAGGAAUUCCAACAGCUUUGAUAAGCAAAAUUUCCCCUUUAGAAAACCAUGCUGACUUUGGUCUAUUUUAUCAUGUAUGUCCAAGUACCAUGAAAACUCAUCCUUAGUAAUAGAUUCCAACAGCUUUCCAGCCACUGUAGUCGACCUAUCUGACUUACAAUUUCCUUUCUUCUGCCUCCUUCCCUUUUAAAAAAGUAGAGUGACAUUUGCAAUUUUCCAGUCCUCAGGAACCAUUCCAGAAUCUAGUGAUUCUUGAAAAUCAUUACUACUGCCUCCACAAACCUUCAGAACUCAGGGGCGUAGUCCAUCUGUUCCUUCAGUCUUUUCAGCUUCCCAAGCACCUUCUCCUUAAUAAUAGCAAAGACGCUCACCUGCAUUGUUUGUCUGUCUUUGCAGCGUGUAUUGCCUCAUUGAUUCUGAACGCAUGCAAGAAAACAAAUCUCAGGGUUGUAUAUGAUGACAUAUAUGUACUUUGAUAAUAAAUUUACUUUGAACCGUGAAUUGCUUAUUUCAUAAAAGAUUUCUAUAAGUCACAAAGUGAGCUAGCAAUUGAUGCUAAAGCUAAAUUCACACUAACUGAAUAUCUUUGUCACUUUAAAAACACUUUACCAGCCACAGAUUGUUUGAUAUCUGUCAACGGAUUGAGCUGGCCUUGGCGUCCAUAGUUAAUUCACAUGAAGUGUGACACAAUCAUCACAUGCUGGCUCGCUAAUGACCCACCUUCAACCAUGGAUAGGGCCUUUAAUGGGGAGGGGGGCUAAUGAGUGCAUGAGGCCCUUUUGGUGCUGGUCUGACCAGUCGUCUGGUACCUUUACCAUCAAUGACUCCCUGAAGGUCCUGGAGACUCAGGUUGGGGGAGCCAGGGCGUGGCAAGAACUUGGUGAUCUCGGUGUUGCUGACACGUGACUCACUGCAGCUGCUGGAAUUCUGGAUAAGCGCAUGCAAAAUGCAAGAGGAAUUCAGCCCAGAUGCUGCUUGGCCUGCAGAGUUCCUCUGUGUGUGGCCUAAUCUCACAUCCCUCACCUCUGAAGCCAUCCUUGGUUUCGUGUGGAUGCCGAAAGAAAAUGCAGUGAGUCCCAGGAGUGUAAUGUCCCAAGGAAAAAGGAAAAGUGUAUACAUUGUUGCCCUCAACCUGAUGGCCACCAUUCAAUAUGGCUGCUCCAGGUGUAUAGAGCCCAAGCAGAAACAGACUGAGUGUCACAGCAUGCAGAGGUUCCCUUACCCCUUUACAAAGGAUGGCGGAAGUAUCCUUGUUCCACUUAACACCCAAGGCCUGAGUCCUGUGUAUUUGCCUCUCACAGUUAUUUAAGCUGGAGUGUUUGCACUGAAGAAUCGAUGAGAUGUUGACAUAUUGUAAAGAUCAUAAACAAAUGUACUGAUAUAUUUGGUAAAGUGAAUUAAGACAGUAGAAUGUCCCAUUUGUAUAACAAUAGUGUCCCAUUUGUAGAGGAGUAGAGUGUCCCAUUUGUUUUUUAAUAAUCAAUUAUAUUUCUGGAGAGGGAAAAACUUGCCCUGAAGCCUCUCCAUAUUGUGCUCCAUAAUCCAAUCCUAUCAACUUUAAUAUUAUCAGCAAUUUUUGAAAUGUGACUUCAAGUUCCCUUUGCUGAACUGUGAGAUGAGUAACACAGCACAAGCACAGACACAGAAUCAGAAUCAGGAUAAAUAUCACCUGCAUAUGUGUGAAAAUUGUUAACCUUACAGCAGCAAUAAAAUGCAAUACAUAAUAAAUAUAAACUGCAUUACUGUGAGUAUAUACAUGUAUAUUAAA